AGUCUGAUCCGAGGCAGCCGCACGAAAGGUUUGACAGAACGGGAGUCGCCAGGCAGCUGGCAUGGGUUGUGGCGGCAGCAGCCAUGCAACGCUUCCACUGGAUGUUGUCGUUACAUACCCUCACAAGGAUACCGUGGCAGAAAUGGUGAAGCCCCAGCAAAAUUCGUACGUGCCUCAAAACGAAACAACCAAUGUGUCCCAGGUGACGCAGCCCGUCGAGAAGGAGCCAGAGAAGGCGGAACCGGACGACGAGUCACCUCGUGCCUUAGACGAGACCCCCAUCGCCGCCGAGUGUCUUCACGCGUACGUGCAGCACGAGCGACGCAUCCACCAGCUGGAACGUCGGCGCACGCUGCAGUGCUACCAGAUCAAGCUCGACCAACUGCGCCAGCUCGAGCUGGCCGCCACGAACCUCGAGAACGAACGACAACGGCUGGGCGAGAAAAUGGCGGCGAUGAACAGCCUCUUCACCAACGACGAGGCCGUGACAGUGAGGAACGAGUUGCUGAGACAAAAGGAAGUCGACGGCGCGCUACAUCCGGAUCAAGAGGAGUACCUGGACAACGUGAACAGAAUGGAAGUCUGCAACAAUGAGCUUAAAGCGACGGAAAGGCAAAUUGAAGUCUUACGAAAAGAAGUUCGAGAGCUUUCAAACGACUGCGAAGAGCUUGCGCAACUGUACCAAGACAGAGACAACCUUUUAGACACCAUCAUCUCGAAGACUUCAGGAAGCGAGCUGGAAUGCCAACUUGCCCUGGACCUUGAGAAGCUCAACAUCUGCAAGCAGCAGGUUGACCUGACGCACUUUAAGUGGUCACAAGCGCUGCUCAUGGUGCGUCAGGCGUGUUCCCAGUUCUCCCGGGCGCUCAAAAAGUGGAAGGACCUCGACACUGUCCCGGAAAGCGACGAGAAACUGCGGUACUACUGUGCAGCUGAAACCAGAAACAACAUCAGUGCUGCCUUACAAAACUUGCAAGGUGCGCAACGUUACCUGAAAAAUAUUGAGUUCCCUUACUGCAACGCCGGCGAAAUAGAGACCGUCUACAAGGCCAUCACGUACAUCUUCACUGAUAUGAAAACGUCUGAGAGACGAGACCACGCCUUCAAUUGUUAUAAUAGCGCGUACAGAAGAGCAGGAGCUCUGAAGCAGUGGCUAGAAAUGGUGAUAAACAACAUAAUAUACCACGACCUCGGCAUUCUAGAAGAGCGCUGUCGAGAGAAAUCCGCGUUGCUGCGGAAGGAACGAAUACGACUCAUAAAGGACUCAGUCAAGAACACGACGGGCAAGGAAAUCAAGCUUGACGGCGCCGACUACAACUUGGACGCUGAUACGGACACACUUCAAGAUGACGACACUGCGCAGCUGUUUUACGCCGAGAGAGCGCUGAGCAGGAGCUCAAUCGUGACACCAGACACUGGCCGGACAACGCUUCCAACGCCGGUGCCAAUGUCCGAUCUCGCUCCCCUGCCUCCCACGGAAAAGAUAUUCGGUAAAGUGGCAGAGCUGCGUUACCAGCACAACGAGCAAAUGAAGGUGCUCAAGAGAGUACAAGAGCUCCGCCAGACAAGACUGAGCAAAGCGCUUCAGCGAAAGCUCGAAGCACGUCGCCACCGGAAAAGCACAACGUCGCACGCUCGAGAGGAAUGACGAAUGCUGAACCCUACUGUUGUAAAGUUGCUGGUGAAGUGCUUUACCAUUUCCAGUGUCACACCAACUGACCCAAGCUUCCAUCCUGGCCAACUUAUAACCAUUACUUUAGAGUUACUACAGCCUUCAAGCAACAACCAAUGGCAAUGACUGCUGGGAACACAUAAAUGUAGCUCAAACAUCCCUAAAAUCAAUUACACAUAUUACUUUUAAAAACAUUUUGCCACUGUUUCACGAUCACAACUACUGUAUAACUAGCUCAUGUCACCAACAACAUAUAUCUGGAGUUUGACAUACAACACUGCAAAAUGCUAUUGAACUACUGUUUAAACCUGGCUGCAUUUUGGCAUUCUCCAGCAUUGGGAAAUACCAAAAACUGGCAAAAAUGUCAUCAACGUUCUGAGUAUUGGGCAUAAGCCCAUAAGCCCGCCACUGUGAGAAGAAUGGACAAUUUGUGAACCAGCGCCUCAGCCAAACUGGCUGACAUCAAGAUAUGCGACUACGACUAAAUGAAAUGUCAGCACAGCCUGUAUAAUGCACUUUACACCUGCUUCUACGCACUAUUUUCUAUGCACGUGUAAAUACUACACAUGACAGCAUGAAAAUAAAUUAACUCGUGUUUUACGUGCCAAAAACUAUGGUCUGAUUAUGAGGCAUGCUGUAGUGGGAGACUCGAUUAAUUUUUACCACCUAGGGUUCUUUAACACGCACCUAAAUCUAAGUACACAGGUGUUUUUGCAUUCUGCCCCUAUUGGAAUGUGGCCACCGCAGCCAGGCUCGAACU
Messenger RNA from Dermacentor albipictus, 2432 nucleotides. It is a transcript of the gene synr, whose product is annotated as sayonara. Lineage: Eukaryota; Metazoa; Arthropoda; Arachnida; Ixodida; Ixodidae. Gene Ontology annotation, cellular component: cilium. The record is from RefSeq and is a predicted model, not a curated record.